UUCCCCUCCCUCCCUGCAUCUCUUGGUCUGGGAAGGAAAGAACUGAAACACUGAAGCCUGGCUCCAGAGAAAAUCUGGAGCAAAGUGCCCAGCUCAGAAGGGUUUGUGAGGCUCAGUGAUUUAGCAGUAGCUCGCGCUCGGUCACGCGAUGUCUGUCCUUCUGUCCUGGCAGCGUGGGGCCCCGGAGUCGCAUGGCGUCCAAGCCCACUGAGCCGGUCACCGUCCUCAGCCUGCGCAGGCUGAGCCCCGCGGGCCUGGAGCCGCAGCAGCAGAAAGAGCCCAAGACCUUCACGGUGGAGGACGCGGUGGAGACUAUCGGCUUCGGGCGCUUCCACAUCGCCCUGUUCCUGAUCAUGGGCAGCACGGGGGUUGUCGAGGCCAUGGAGAUCAUGUUGAUCGCAGUGGUGUCCCCUGCCAUCCGCUGUGAGUGGCACCUGGAGAACUGGCAGGUGGCAUUGGUGACCACGAUGGUGUUUUUCGGUUACAUGGUAUCCAGCGUCCUCUUUGGGCUCUUGGCUGACAGAUACGGUCGCUGGAAGAUUUUGCUCCUGUCCUUCCUGUGGGGCGCCUACUUCUCCUUGCUGACCUCGUUCUCACCCACAUACAUCUGGUUUGUCUUUCUGCGGACCAUGGUGGGCUGUGGCGUGUCUGGCCAUGCACAAGGGCUAAUUAUAAAGACUGAAUUUCUGCCCACAAAAUAUCGAGGCUACAUGCUCCCUCUGUCUCAGGUUUUCUGGCUCUCUGGCUCGCUGCUCAUCAUCGGCCUGGCCUCCGUGGUCAUCCCCACCAUCGGGUGGCGCUGGCUCAUCCGCAUCGCCUCCAUCCCAGGCAUCGUCCUCAUCCUGGCCUUCAAGUUUAUUCCCGAGUCUGCUCGGUUCAAUGUCUCCACCGGGAACACUCAGGCCGCCCUGACCACCCUGCAGCACAUUGCCAAGAUGAACCGCUCUGCCCUGCCGGAGGGGCAGCUGGUGGAGCCCAUGCUGCUCCUCUCUCCCGCCUCACCCCUGUGCAGCAAUAGUGGAAGGAGUGGAAAUGGUCAAAUCUUAAGUCCAGUGAGUUCUGCCUUGGCCAAUGACCCUAAAACGCCAAAGACUAAGUGGCGGAGAGGAAUGUGUGGAGCAAAGCUAUGCGCGGUGUUUGGCCAGGAAAAAAGGGGAAGAUUUGCAGACCUACUGGAUGCUAAAUAUUUACGGACUACGCUACAGAUCUGGGUUAUAUGGCUGGGAAUCUCUUUUGCCUAUUACGGGGUCAUCCUGGCGAGCGCCGAGCUGCUGGAGCGGGACCUGGUGUGUGGGGCAAAGUCAGAGUCACAGGCAGCGGUGCCCAGCGAGGACUCAGAAGGGAGCCAGAGCCCCUGCUACUGCCACCUGUUUGCCCCCUCUGACUACCGGACCAUGAUCAUCAGCACCAUUGGGGAGAUUGCUCUGAACCCUUUAAACAUCCUGGGCAUCAAUUUCCUUGGAAGACGGCUGAGCCUUUCUGUCACCAUGGGAUGCACGGCUUUAUUUUUCCUUCUCCUCAAUAUCUGUACAUCCAGCGCCGGCCUCAUCGGCUUCCUCUUCACGCUGAGAGCCCUGGUGGCUGCGAACUUCAACACCAUCUACAUCUACACAGCAGAGGUCUAUCCCACCACGAUGCGUGCCCUGGGAAUGGGGACCAGUGGCUCCCUGUGCCGCAUCGGGGCCAUGGUGGCGCCAUUCAUAUCCCAGAAAAGAGCCCAUUGGUGAAAGGAUUAAAAUAUUGACUUCCCCUGGAUGAGCAGACCAAGGCGUGGUUAAUAUCUCCAGCUUUCAUUAGGAAUUGAGUCUCUGGGUUCUCAGUCUUCUGGUGGGUUUGUAGGGCAGGAGAGAACCCAACUGGACCAACUGGAUGCUCUGCUUAGCAUCCUGGGGCUGGUAUGGGUUUCCUCUUUCUUGUUCCCUAAGACAGCUAUUAAAUCAGCUAAAGGAAAAUGUUUACAAGUGACCAGUGAUAUAUUUGUACACUUGAAUGACUACAGUUAUAAGUUUAAUACAGAUGCACCUCUAGAAAUGAAUGUUCGGAGCUGUUUAGCUGUCAGAAACUAACUGUAACAGAAAUAAUGGUAGCUUUAAGUAUGUAGUUCAAGAAAACCAAAAAGCAUUUUGCUACAAAAUUAAAGACUAGUCAGGCCUCUGCCGAUAGGCCAGGGACUGACUGAAUCCUCCCACCCUUGGAAACUUCUAGAAACCAGGCAGUUCUAGAAACCAGGUGUCUUAGUUCAAGCUGCUCUAAUAAAAUAUCAGAGCCUUAUAAAUAAUAGAAAUUUGUUUCUCACAGUUCUAGAGCUCAGGUGCCCACAGUGGGUGGUUCUGGUAAGGUCCUCUUCCUGGCUGGUAGAUGGCUGCUUCCUCACUGAAGCUUUAUAUUUGGAAAGUGGAAGAAAUAGCUCCUCUGGGGCACAAAUCCCAUUCAGGAGGGCUUACCCUCAAGACUUAGUUACCUCCUCAAAGUCCCACUUCUAAAUAUGAUAGCCUCACACUAAGGAUCAGGAUUUCAACACAUGAAUUUUGGAGGGACACACUUAGCCCAUGACACCAGGCAUCCCUCAUCCUCAGUUCAGUGACAUAUGGCACUGGUUCCUCCUGCAGAUAGCUGAGUCCUCCUGGCACAUGCCUGUCAUCUAGGUUUGCAGUACAGGCCCCUUGUAGCCCAAGGUUGUGUGGCUGUGGUGAAUAUGGGGUUGGGGUCUGGCUCCCCUGCGGCUGGACUCAACAAAUGAGUCUGCCAUCCAGAAAGAGGACUGAAGAGCAUUCCAAGUCCUUGAAAAGCUUCUCAGAGGGGUGUCAGUGGAGACAUCCAUUCAUAAGAUCCAGCGAACGUUGUAAACAUCUUACUUGCCUGACUGACUUCCGUCACCGGUGGCAUGGCAGUUGUCCCCAGUCUCCUCCCUUCAACCUUAUUACUCUGCCAAGUACAGCAGAACCAGCUCUUUUAUGGCUCCUCCUACAGCAUUCUCUGAAAUCUUUUCUCUUGAGCAGCUCUGUGCUGUAACUGAAAUCAUUCAGCCUGAGAUGUUUAUUUGGUAGGAUUCAGAAGGAAGCAGGGUAAACAGAGGAUCUUUGUUAGAGAAAGAGAUUCCUUCAUUUCAGAACCUAUUUUGAUGACUCAGGAAAUUUUUAUUUCUGGAGUAAUUUCUACCAAUUUUAGAGAACUUCUAGUUUGUUAGAACCCCCCUGAACAAGACUCAAUUAGCUAUAAUGUGUAUUAAAUAAAAUAGAAUUAAAAGUUAAAUCAUCCCAGGGGCUGAGGAUGUAGUUCAGUGGUAGAGCACUUGUCUAGUUGUACACAAGGCCCUGGGCUCAAUCCCCAGCACUGCCCCCCCCCACAAAAAAACCAAAUCAACUGAAAAUUCAAUAUCUACAUUGCAUUUAAAAAAGAUCACCCUUGUUGUUGUAGAGAUAGAGACUUAGAAGGCAUUGUCCUCAUAUUAGUCUAUUUUUCACUAAUGUACCAAAAUAACCAGGGCUGGGUACUUCAAUAUAAAGAAAAGAGGUUUAUUUUGUUCACAUUUUGGAGGUCAAAAGUCCAAGACUGGGAGUCCCCAUGACAUCCAGGCAGGAGGCAGAGGCAGAGAACACGUCAAACAGGAAAUUUCUCACAGUCCCUUCUGAGGGCACACCUGCAGGUCACCUCAGGACCAUGGGCCCCACCAUGGUCACCCAAGGACCAAGCUGUGAGUGAAUGAGCCCUUGGGGACAAGCUCAAACCACAGCAGCCCCAGCUCUGUUCAUGGCAGUAAAUAAGUGAAACAGGAUCCCAGUGGUGUGUGCAGCUGGCUUGUGCUAGCUUGUGGAAGUUGAUGGUUCAAUUUUCAGGAAAAUCUGCAAGCUAUUUAAUGUCACAUUGCAGUUUGAAAUUAGCCACAGGGCUAGGAUGUACAUCAUGGAAGUUGGGAAAUGCUGUAUGGCAGGAUUUGGGGGUUCGAGGGAACCUGUUGUUGAAUAUUUGGCUGUACAACACUAUAGUGUCCUGCCCUCAAGAAACUUACUUUGAAGUUGGGUUCUUUGCAAAUAUGCAAAGAAUUUAAGAUAGUUUCAGGUUGUGGUUUGUGCUUUGGAAAUAACUUAUUCAUGGGGGGGGGUGACAGGUUUUCUGGGUGAGUCCUCUCUGAGGUGACAUGGAGUUGAGACCUAAAAUAUGAGAAGUUGUCAGUGGUGUAGAGGGAAAUACAGACUUUCAAGUAGGAUGACAACUGCUACAAGGGCCAGAGGGCCAGACACUGGCGUAUUCCAGGAAUAGGAAACUCCAUGGCAACCAAGCCGAGGGACACGCAGGGAGAGAAUGUGCCUCUCAGGCCCAGUGAGGGCUUUAGAUUUUCUCUCAGGAACAAUGGGCAAUAGGUUAAGGGUUUUAAGCGACAACUUAAGGGAUAUGAUUAGUGUUCCAUUUUAAACAGGUCACCCUGUUUGCUGUAGAAACAGUGAAUUAGAGGGAAUCAAAGGUGAAACACCCUUCUAACAAGAUUGGAAAAGCAGAGUUCAGAAUCCCAGAGAACACUUCUUCUCAUAGCAUGGAGAUAGAGGAAGAGAUGGUAAAUCUGAUUGCAUAAUAUUCUGCUGAGCCAUGAUUUUGUUGUCCGGUCAAGUGCCUAGCCUUUCUGUGAAGUACGGAAACCAGUAAGUCCACAAAUAAGAUGCUGCAGAAACUCCCUAGGUUAACUGAAAUCAAAACUCCGUGCAUUCAAAAUGUUUGUAAAGGAAGUUGGCUAAAUAACAAAUUUAUGGAAAAACUUGCUUGUCAAAGAUAAGCCAGGUACUCAUUAAAGUGGUAAGGGUGAGUUUUAAUUAGUAAUAAUGAAUUAGUAAUAACUUAGUGCAAUAGGCUAAAAUCCAGUGUGAACCAAAUACUUGCAUGGACACAGACAAAUAGGUCUAUGAAAGGGAACGUGUGGGUGGGAGGGGAGGGAAGGGCAGAGACUUGAGUCAGGGAAAUUAAAAAAUCACAUUUGGCAAAGGGGUGUUGGUCCCCACAAGUCACCUGGGCUCACUCACUGCUGCUGUGGGAAUUGGGGGCACCCCUCCCCAGAGGCAGGGACACGGGCCCUGUCUGUAGGUGUUGGCUGGAAGAAGUAGCCACUUUGUUAGCCGGGAGUUUUGCCUGUUGGGCAUUUAUAGGGAGCUCCCGUCAUCCAAGGCAACUGCCUUGAGCUGUUAGAAACUGUGCUUUUGUUCAAAUCUUUAGACCAAGGCUGAGGCCUAUUUGGGAAGAGGGCUCAGAGGAGCCUCCCUAGGAUCCAAUCAAGGAGAGGAGUUUUGUCAGUGUUAAGUGUGAUGCUCAAAUAUGUUUGUGUUUAAAAUAUUUUAAGUCAUGUAUUUGAGGUGUGGCCCAUGCCUGUAAUCCAGCAUAUAAGAGGCUGAGGCAUGAGGAUCACCAAGAGUUCAAGGCCAGCCUGAGCUACGUAGUGAGUUCAAGGCUGGCCUGAACUAUAUAGCAAGACCCUGUCUCAAAACACACGCAUGUGUACCUGUGCACACAAACACAAGAUACUCAAAGGCAAUUUUGACAUCAAUUUUUUCAUUUCGUGCAGAAAAUACAAAAUGACAAAGUUAAAGUUUUGGAGUUUUUUUUUUUUUUUUUUUUUUUUGGUACCAGGGAUCAAACUCAGGACCUUGCACUUGCAGGGCAGGUGGCGGAACCACUGAGCUAAAUCCCCAGCCCAGACAAAGUGAAAGUUUUACUAAGAUUUUGAUGAAGUUCUUUUAAUGUGUAUCUACAUGAGUAUAACUAUACAUAUACAUUUUACCCAAAUAUGAUAAUUCAUCUACUUUUUUGGCACUCAAUAUGUUGCAGACAUUUUUCAUGUCCACAAAUAUAAAAGGUCCUGUUUAAUGUUGAAAAAUAUUUGAGAGAGAGAUCUAAAAGUUACUCUUCAGAGCAGGUGUCACAGCGCACACCUGUAAUCCCAGCACUGGGGAGGC
Messenger RNA from Heterocephalus glaber (naked mole-rat), 5939 nucleotides. It is a transcript of the gene Svopl, whose product is annotated as SVOP like. Gene Ontology annotation, cellular component: membrane. Gene Ontology annotation, molecular function: transmembrane transporter activity. Gene Ontology annotation, biological process: transmembrane transport. The record is from RefSeq and is a predicted model, not a curated record. Lineage: Eukaryota; Metazoa; Chordata; Mammalia; Rodentia; Bathyergidae.